UACAGCGGGAACUGACAUACACCCUAGCAAUACCACGUAUAAAUCGGGUCCCUCAAUCAAUAUGCCAAAUCUGAACGGUUUUUACGCACGGACAACUUGCGCAUGCACCUGGGUGGACGGGGAGGAGAGAGGGGUUCCUCGUUUCUGGGCUGCGCGCGCCUUCCUCACCCGCGGUGGGCAACUCCAAAGCUCUGGCAACCCCCCAUUUUCCACCCCCCAUCCAUUUCCCCUCUCUACGCCCGUUCCCCCGAAGAACCCGGCGUUACGUCAGAAAGUGCAAGACAGACAAGGCGUGAGGAGCUAUUCGUAGACGUUGCUGCCAAACGCGGCUCGGCGCUGCUCACGAGCGCACUGCGGCCAAUGCAACAUACAAACACGAGCCUUUCAAAGCGGCGGCAGUAUGCGCUUUCUUCACGUGACAGGUCACAGUUGCUGGCACAAUUACGCGCAACACAGUGCAGAAGAGUAAACGGGGUACAGAUAAGGAGUAGACUGGUUUACGGGUUUGGAGGAGGGGAAAAAAACAUGAUGACAUGAUGAUGCAACAGAGAAUUUUGACACACGGAUGUUUUUGCGGUUUUUAACGUUGAUUCUUUGCUGAUCUGAAGAAGAAGAAAAAAAAAAAAGGACACAAUAUGCCCCACGCUCGAAAUAGGAACCCCAGUCCCAUCCCGGAGGUGACAUGGGACACGGGACUGAAGGAGAUGAACGAGACGUGGAAAGGGGCGAUAGCUUGUCUGGGGGUGGCUGUCUUCUUUGUAAUGACCAUCGGGAUAAUUUACUGGCAAGUGGUGGACCAGCCCAACAAGAACUGGAUCAUCAGGGGGACUUUCAGCGGACUGAUCUGGGAGAGGAGAACCCAUUCGCUGGUCAUACAGACUCUGACGGAGGACAGGACCUAUGUGGAGGUAGACGUCGGGAACGUGGGGAACCCCGACAUCGAGGUUCCCUUCGUGAGGAACCUGUGCUGGCUCAAUAAGACCGAGUUCUGCUACACCUGGGACUCGGUGGCGGAGGUGAAGAUCUCGCUGGAGGUGAACGAGGAUGCAGAGACGGAGUGCUACAGCAUGGCCUGGACGCCGGUGCACUGUCAUGUGGAGCUGAAGGACUGCUUCUCCAUGGCCAAUGUGUCCUGGUACGGUGGCGCAAGUGUCCAGGGUCAGACCUGGCCCAUUAAUGAUCAGAACAUCACAAUGCAGCCCUACAGUGUCAGCGAUCUGAAGGACACGCCCUCCGGAUACGGCUCUCCCCUGGAACGCUACUUCCUGGGUUCAUCGGGAGUCACGGUGCUUGUGUCCCCUGAUAUCCCCGUGCAGCUCGGGGUGGAAAGCAGACAGCAGUUCUGCUUGAAGUCGGUGCCUAGUAUGGAGCGCCUUCCUCUCCAGUACACUGUGUGUGUGGCCCACAAUGUUAAAGCUGCUCACCAGGAAGCCAUGCAGCAGCUCUCCGAGCUCAGCAGGGAGCUGCCAAACAUGAAAACGUUGUGGCUGCCGUUCUGGAAGUUCCUCACCAACGUGGAUACGGGGCCGAAAGUGGAGAGGGAACUGAGGACCUUCUCCAAUCGUCUGAGGAGACACCAGCUGGGGGAGGGAGUCAUCAGCCUUAAUGAACAUUCCACCACCCUCCUUUCAGAAAUGGACCAUGACUACCUCAACAGCAGGAAAAGGGGGAUGUCCAAGAGACUGACCAGGGACCUCCCACUUGUCAAGCUUCUUAACAUUUCCAUCACCCUGUCCCCUUUCCUGGGCGUGGACACCACGCAGUUCCACACCUCCCUCACUGACGGCAGAGAGGACUACUGGCUCAGUCUGCCUUCAGCCACUCAGGGGAAGCUGAUCCCCGUGAUGAGCCAGUGGCGAGGGAAGUUCUGUGUAAAGCUGAAUCUCACUAACCCAGCCGCCGUGAGCUGGUUCCUGGAUAGGGUGGAGACCCUGCAGGCCCAUUUAGGGAUGGAGCACAUUGUGCUGGAGGGGGGCGAGGGGAAUCUGUUCGAGGAGCAGGCCCUGCGGCCACCGCUGGCUCUGAGUGGCGACAAAUACGUCGAGCUUCUGGCUGACCUGGCCACCAGCCUGGGAGACUCCACCAUCAUGACCGCAGGAACCAGGUCAAGCUACAAGCCUCUCUUCUUGAAGAUGACGCCCCUGCUGUCUGACUGGAGUCCAAUGGGUUUGAGGGCAAUCAUUCCCUCCUUGUUGCACCACGCUUUGGUGGGAUACAACUUCCUCAUUCCCGAUGCAGUAGGAGGCUCUCUGUCUGGAGACCUGGUCAUAGAUAAGGAGCUGUUCAUACGGUGGCUGGAGAUAGCAGCCUUUCUUCCCGUCAUCAGCUUCCAUACACCACCCUGGAUCUUCGGCGAGGACCAGGUGUUGAACCUGACCCAGAUUUACAUCACAAGGCAUCAGAGGGAUGUGGUCCCACUCAUAGAGAAGUACGCGGAGGAGUGGCAGACGACGGGAAACCCCAUCUACCGACCCAUAUGGUGGCUCAGUCCCAGCGAUCCCAUGACCUUCACCACCGAUGACCAGUUUCUCAUCGGAGACGAGGUCCUGGUGGCACCAGUGGUGGAGAAGGGGGUGGUCCAGAGGGAUAUUUAUUUACCAGAUGGGGGCUUCCAGUGGCAAGACAGCCAGAGUGAGCAGGUGUUUGACGGCGGGACGUUUCUGCAGGACUACCCUGUCCCUCUGGAGGAGGUGGCUGUUUUCUUGCGGAGAAGCUGAGUCCCGACUAAUCCUCUUAGUCGCCCCAACCUAUUACUGUUUUUAAUCAAAUUCUUAAAAAAAAUAUAUAUUUUUCUGAAAGUGUUCUGAUCUCAACUUGCACUUUUCCACUAAAGACCAUUGGCGUUGUCUCAAGGUCUGACUUGAGAUAAUAUGUAGAAAGACUUUUUUUUUUUUAUACUUGCACUUUAAAGUUUGAAAUUGUUGCAUUUUUCACUUUUGUGACAGUUUUUUUUUCAUCCUUUUUAUUGUUAAUCAGUGUUACCUCCUGGCUGAUUUUUCUGGCUUUUUUAUUAUUAUUAUUAUUAUUAUUAUUCAAUCAUCUUUCUUCUGUGUAUAGUUCCUGAGAGAUCCGUGUGUUUACAUACUGCCUUUCAACAGUCUUUAAAUUUCUAGUCGCUGCUGGUUCUCUUCAUAAAGAGGAACAAAGCAUUGUUGGCUCAAAAGAAUCUCUCAAGAAGACCAAAAUGAAGAAACGGAAAAAUACAAGAAGACUUUUGGAAGAGCUGUUUUCAAGGGAACUGCUUAGUAGAAGGAAAUUGGGUCACACACACACACACACAAAAAAAGCUACAACAUUGGGACAUUAGCACUGUGGUAUUGAAGGACUUGCUCAGUCAUUGGAAAAUGUGCUUUUACUUGAACCUAAAGAGCAGAGGGGCUGAUGCUUUAUGAAUGUACCUCAGAUUAUUGAUGCUUACCGCUUUGUGAAGUUGUUACACGCAACAGUCCAUCACCAACUAGCAUAUUUUCAGUGAAUAGUUUAGUUAGGUUAAUACAACACAGUUGGACAUCCUUAGUACUGUAUUCCCAUAAACUUGAGGCCAAGCCACUGUUGUUUUAACUGUGCCUAUGUCUGCAUUUAGCUCAGAUUUUAUCUUCUUAUUAACUUACUGUAUCGGGAGAUUCCUCUUUUGACGGCCUGACACAUGUUACCAAUAAAUGCUCUUUUAUGAGAGCCAAUCGAAGGGUUAGAACUAAAGCAUCGGAAAGGACACCUACCACAUGAAUAGGAAACAUUUGGGGAAACAUGCUUAUUUGGUUAGUUUUUGCAAACUGAAGCAGAUAUUAAAAGUUCAAAUGGCAGGUUUUUGGCACAGAUCAUUAAUCUUCAUUUAUUUUCCUACAUUUAAUGUGACAUUUAGUCUGUAAAAUUAAACUGAACAGCCAAACAAAUCUGCAGUAGCCGGUUUGUACAAGAAUCCAUAACCUUAAAUGAAUACUUAAGCCACUUUGUUGUUUAAUUUCAGAAUUCAGUUUUAAAGGGGAACCCACCUGCCUUUUAUCAUACAGAGAUUGCUUCAUCUUUGCUCAUUUGCAUCCUUUAGCUAAAGGGUUAGGGUAAGGAUAUGGUAUGUAACAUUACGUCGUAAAGACUGUCAUCAGGACCGGGUGAGAAUAUGGGACAAUAGUUGACGUUACGUUACUAAAUCCUAAAUGUCAUAAAAAGAGGAGACAGAAAGCAGCAGAGAUGGGUAAUCCAGGUUCAGUAAACAAAACGCCUGUACAGAGAUUAGUUCCAACCAUUUGCCUUUUCAGCUCCACAGCAGAGACGGGGACUAAUGUUUAAACCAGAGGAGGAUAAAGUUAAUAAUAUAGUAUUUUAUGUAUGAACUAUUACAAAAAAAUGAGGAAUAUUGAGCAUCUUGUAAAGUUAUACUUUGGUAAUGGUUUCACAAAUAAGGGGAUGCUUAAUCUUUUUAGCACAUCAACAACAAAUCAUGUCCCGACCCCCACUUUGGAAACCGCUGGUUCAGACAGCUGAAUUUAAGGAAAACUUUUAUUUUUCAGCAACAAAGUGAGUCCAAGAAUCCAUAGAAAUAUAGAUAAAGAAUGACCAUACCUUCCCAGAGCUCAGAAAUCUGAAAUACCUGAUCUAAAUCUGAAAUCAGUUGUUUGGUCACCUGACCAAAGGACAUCCUCACAAUCUGACAGAUUUAAGGAUAAUUUGCAAGGCAGAGUAGCAUGCUGUUAUAAAGCUACAAAUGAAAACCGAAUGCUAAAAUUGAAAUGUAAGGUGUUAUGACAAAGUGUUCAUUUAUGGGUGUAGAUGCUUAUGCAACCAAGUUAUUACACUAUUUUUCUCUUCUAGCAAAUUGGUAUUUGUUUCAGUUGAAUUACAUUACACAAAAAGUGUUGAAAUUAUCUGUCGUCUCUCUUUUUUUUUUUUUACAUAUUUGAAAACUUGCUUUUUACCUUUGUUGUGGACAUUGUAUGUAGAUGUCCAUAUUAGAGCUACAAACAAGAAUGAACUAAUGCAUACAACUGGCGGUGAAUUAAGAACGUGUCAUUUUUUGCAAGAACUAAACCAAUAUUUUGUUGUUAAAUCCUUGGAAAUUGGUUGAUAGGAUGCUUAACAAAAAAAAAAAAAAGUAGCCUCUGUGUUUUUUGUCCCGGUACGUACCUUGACCUGUCAGGUCCUUUAGACAGUCUGCAUUCACAUCCGUUAACUUCUGUAGUGUGCUAGCUUGUUAAUAAUCUGAAUUAAUGCUCUCAUAAGAUUUAUGAUGAGAUUGUAGAUCUGCCCCCUCCAAACAAAGAAGAAAUCACUGUAUAUUUUUAUAUUGUUUCUGUAGAUGGUGAUCUAUGGUAAAGGUUUUUUUUUCUUAACUGAUUUUUCUCUCUGCAAAACAAUCUUAACUAGCCAGCAGUGACAUUACAGACCUUGUGUCUCCACAUAAACUAGCCGAACAGAUACCAAUGCUGUAUCAGCUAACACACUCAGGUCGAACAAAGUUUAUCAGUUCACCAAAUGUCUUAGUGCAGCGUAGCAUGUUGUGAUCACACUGAUGUCUUAAUCUCUCAAAGAGCAGAAUGUACAAUGUGCACACAGGGAUUUUUCCACAGCCCUUCUGGUGAGCGGUUCUUCUGGUUCCUAGGAGAAUAUGUUAAACGAAUGUUUUUGCUCUUUUUUCAAACAUAAAUGUUGAAGGAAAAGCUUUUACGCUUUAUUCCUUUCGUCUACGAAUGGAGCAAGCCGGAUGCCUUAUUAAUGUGCUGACGUUAAAUUCACACUAAGACGUGUUUCUGGAUUAUUGCAGCAUCAGCAAUGAGAGUACAAUGACUGUGCCAUUACAUGUGUUUUUUUUUUUCCUCUCUCUUUUUUUUCUUUAAAUUGGAGAUUGUAGAAUGAUGCAAUAAAGUUUACAUUUUCUUA
This is a messenger RNA of Fundulus heteroclitus (mummichog), 5874 nucleotides long. Its product is annotated as SITS-binding protein. The coding region runs from base 636 to 2717 and encodes 693 amino acids. NCBI's taxonomy places the organism in Eukaryota, Metazoa, Chordata, Actinopteri, Cyprinodontiformes, Fundulidae. The transcript has 11 exons. The record is from RefSeq and is a predicted model, not a curated record.